CAGUGUGUUCAGUUGUGUUUUGGCUUCGUAUCCUGUCGCUCUCGUUUUGCGCUUACCUGAGCCACUUUCCAGUUUCCACAAUCGAGUGGAUUUUGAGCGGCGGCUGCAAACUUAACAAAAACAAACUAACCAAAAAAAAACCAAACCAAUUAACUUGUCUUUCCAAACCAAAUAGCCAAAGAAGUUAAACAACCAAAAAUAUACAAAAAGUGUGUGCAAAAUAAAAAGCAAUAGAAACAAGUUUAAAUAGUUUCUACAUUUAUAACUAUUUCAUAUUGCUGUAGUGGUUGCGUUCACCCUGUGGUGGCGCUUUUAUUGAAUAUCCUUCCUAAUCCUGUGCUGUGCUGUGGCACCAAACGGCUUCAAAAUUAACUACUCAAAGUAUCACCACAACGCUAUGUCCUUAUCGGCCAUAGCCAAGCCGAUACUUUAUUCGUAUUGGCGCAGCUCGUGCUCUUGGCGCGUGCGCAUUGCCAUGAACCUGAAGGAGAUACCAUACGACAUCAAGCCAAUUAGUCUGAUCAAAUCGGGAGGCGAACAGCAUUGCAAUGAAUAUCGUGAAGUUAAUCCUAUGGAGCAGGUGCCAGCUCUUCAAAUUGAUGGACAUACUUUGAUUGAAUCGGUGGCUAUUAUGCAUUAUCUGGAGGAGACCCGCCCCCAGCGUCCAUUAUUGCCACAAGAUGUACAUAAGCGAGCAAAGGUACGGGAAAUUGUCGAGAUUAUCUGCUCGGGCAUACAGCCACUGCAGAAUCUGAUUGUGCUGAUCCAUGUGGGUGAAGAGAAGAAGAAAGAAUGGGCACAGCAUUGGAUAACACGUGGUUUCAGAGCCGUCGAGAAGGCCCUCUCCACCUCGGCUGGCAAAUACUGUGUAGGUGAUGAAAUCUCUAUGGCCGAUUGCUGCCUGGUGCCGCAGGUUUUCAAUGCCAGAAGAUUCCAUGUCGAUUUGCGUCCGUAUCCAAUUAUUUUACGCAUCGAUCGGGAGUUGGAAAGUAAUCCAGCUUUUCGAGCUGCCCACCCAUCCAAUCAGCCGGAUUGUCCGCCGGAGCUGCCCAACAAAUAGAAUUUUCCGACGACAACUGCAAAACGCCGUAAAACGAAAAAGUGAAUUGCAGUUUGUAAAGUUCCAAUACAAGCAAACAUAUAAUCUAUACUGUAACAGUGGAGUUGAGUAGUGAAGAGAAUCUUUGAUUUGAUUCUGGAUCUAGAUCAGGGGUAAAACAGACGAAAAAUUUGGAUGCGGAUGUGACCAGCUUAGCAGAGAUUUGAUUAGGCAGAAACAGUCGGAUGUGAUUAAAAAAUUUGCUAACAGCAUUUAACUAUGCAUAAAUGCAUAAAAAUACUAUCGGUUUAACAUGAAUUACAAAUGAAACAAAUUUUUAUUUGGCAUUCAAAACAAAAAUAAAAAUACAAAAAAAAAUAAGAAAACAAACGAAAAUAAAAACAAAAUUUUUGAAAAAA
Messenger RNA from Drosophila willistoni, 1458 nucleotides. Its product is annotated as probable maleylacetoacetate isomerase 2. Gene Ontology annotation, biological process: L-phenylalanine catabolic process; glutathione metabolic process. Gene Ontology annotation, molecular function: maleylacetoacetate isomerase activity; glutathione transferase activity. The transcript has 4 exons. Lineage: Eukaryota; Metazoa; Arthropoda; Insecta; Diptera; Drosophilidae. The record is from RefSeq and is a predicted model, not a curated record. Bases 398 to 1060 code for a protein of 220 amino acids. Gene Ontology annotation, cellular component: cytoplasm; mitochondrion.